AUGGCAAACUUGAAGCACCUAUCUCUCAUAUGUGGCAUUCUUGUUCUAUAUACAAUUUCAGUGCCACAAGGUCACUGCAGAGUUUUUCAGCCAAAUGAUGUGAAACUCAUAGAGCAAACAUGCAAGCAAACAGUGGAUCCUAAUCUUUGCAUUAAACUGCUUGAAGCAGACCCUCAUAGCUCAAGUGCAGAUGUAAGAGGCCUAGCACUAAUCUUGCUGAAUGUGGUCAAAGCCAAAGCAAAUGAUACAAUGAACAAAAUCAAUGAACUUCUUAAAGGGGGUGGCGAUAAGAAAGCCUUGAGUUCAUGUGCUGACAACUACAAAGCAAUUUUGGAACAUGAUAUUCCACAAGCCAUUGAAGCUCUGCAAUCUGGAAAACCCGAGGUUGCUGAAAUUGGGGCAAGUCAUUCUGUUGUUGAGGCCAUGUCUUGUGAGUAUGGCUUCAUUGCAAUAUCACCACUCUUCAAGGAGAACUAUGACGUGAGUGAUGCAGCAGAAGUGGCAUGGGAGAUUAUCUUACAAAUGCUUUAG
Gastrolobium bilobum is the source of this 531-nucleotide messenger RNA. Its product is annotated as cell wall / vacuolar inhibitor of fructosidase 1-like. The transcript has a single exon. Gene Ontology annotation, molecular function: enzyme inhibitor activity. Gene Ontology annotation, biological process: negative regulation of catalytic activity. Bases 1 to 531 code for a protein of 176 amino acids. The record is from RefSeq and is a predicted model, not a curated record. Lineage: Eukaryota; Viridiplantae; Streptophyta; Magnoliopsida; Fabales; Fabaceae.